UUUAUUUCAGUUUUAUACAAAAAGAGACAUAAUUACACUGUGGGAAAGUCAAUCAGCAGACGUGCGAAAAUGUAGGGUAUGUCCUCUCCCCCUGUAUUUAAAUGCCCUCAGCACCAAACGUUGCCCUCCUGUCCCUUUCUUUUAAAAAUCUAUCGGUUCCCAAUAAGCUAUUAAGUAUGUAAUACGAAUCUGAAGUCCGUGCUGAUUAUCAAUUGGACCAAACCAGAAAGGUGAAAGUUAUCAAACAGAUGUAGGUCCUACAGUUUUAUGAUCUUCUCCUUUCUUUGCUUUUUAAUAUAAUGGAACUUAAAGUUUGGGUGGAAGGCAUACAAAGAAUUGUGUGUGGUGUGACUGAGACUACUACUUGUCAGGAUGUUGUGUAUGCACUCGCUCAUGCCACUGGAAAAACUGGACGCUUUACUCUCAUAGAGAGAUGGCGUAACAACGAGAGACUUCUUGCCCCUCAUGAACACCCACUCAAGAUUCUUAUGAAGUGGGGUGAAUACUCCAAUGAUGUUCAGUUAAUACUUCAAAGAUCAGGAGGCGUCCAGCAAUCUCUAACAGGCUCUUCUCAACAAACUCAAGCUGCGGAUCCUUUGCAUGGGUUUUCUCCAUCCCCAUCAGAAUCACCAGACUCUAGACAUUCUGGUUUUGGCAUGGUUCCUGAACGAAACAAAGACAUCCGAAAAUCGCUUACCUUCUCUGGUGGCCAUCAUCCACAAUCCCUAACAGAAAGGAGGUCAACUGUUAUUUCACAAGAUGCUUCAGUUUCUAAAUCUAGUGUGGAUGCCACUUCCUCACCGAGUCAGUCUCGAACUGCUGAGAACAAUAGCCAAAGUCACCAUAUCCAGCAGUCACUUCAACAGCAGACAAUGUCAACUCCUACUCCUCAUGGGACCAAAAGGGAGAGGGAGGCUCCACCAUAUCGAGCUCCUCCACCAGGGCCUGCUGCUGCUGCUGCUGCCGCCGCUGCUGCCGCCGCCGCUGCAGCUGCUGCUGCUAGUCCACCUGUUCAACAGUCACGUAGCUCUGCUGCACCCUUACCUCUUCCCCCUUACCGAGAUCCACCACCUCCUACUCAAAGCCCUGUACGACCAGCUCAGUCCUUGCAACCAUCCCACCCACCAACAUCUGCCAGCAAACCAAGGAGGAAUAUUUUAAAAGACUUUCCCACCACUCAAUCUGCCACAGAAACUGAGUCUCAUCAAGAGACUGUGCUUUACAAUGCACAGUAUCGAGAGCUGAUUCGUCUUGUCAACUAUCAGCGAGAAAAGCUAUCAUCACAACAAGCAGAACUAACAAAGUUUGACGCUGAAAUUGUAUUCUGGGAAGGAAAAUCCCAGGAACAAAAGAGGCAAAUGGAGCUUAUUGCUCAAGAAACUUCAAGAAUUGAAGCUCAGAGCCGUCAAAGUGAAGAACAGAUACGAGCACUAAGCCAUGUUGAAGAGGAAAGUGAAUUAGUUCGCCAACAAGAGAAAACGCUUAAGUCAGAAAUAACAUUACUACGAUCAAAGCUAGCAAAUUGUGAAACUGAGUUACUGCAGUGUAAGAACAAAAUAAGACUACUAGCUGAAGAAACUCAAAUGGAACAAAGAGCAAUACAUUCUGAAAAAGAAAAUCGACAACAGCUAGAACGAUCACUAUUAUCUGAGGUAGAAAGAUUGCAACGUCAGGUUGAUCUAGCAAAGCAGUCAUCUGAACAAUCAGCGCAGUGUGGUGAAGACUUGCAUAGAGAGGUGGCUGCUUUAGAGUCUGCCAUAUCAGAUAAGAAACAGCAAGUUGAGCAGCUAGUUGCAGAAAUGAAAGAAGCUAAUCUACAAAGUCUAGCAAUAGCUCCUGCUGAAGAAUUGAAGCAUUUAUUGGAAGGAUCUACAUUUUGUCUUGGUCCACACAAACCUGGAAGUACACGCAAGAUGAUUGGAUCCCCUCGCCAGCUUGAGAAUGCUGUUCCAACCAGUAAAAAUCCCCAUGGUGUUUGGGUUUGAAGAGAUCACUUUGUGCUGGUUUACAGCUCAUGGAUUUUUCUCAUCAAAAGUGUUUCUCUUUUUGGCUGUAAAUACUGUCUGUAGUUAUAUUUACAGCACAUUCCAUAAUUCUCACUGUCAAAGGUACACGAAUUUCCACACACAUCACAAAAGAGUUGUUAUUCUCAAAGAAGGCAAAAGCAAAUUGUACCAUGUUAUCUUAUACAAAUGCUUGGUUUCAUAUGGAAUUGUUUUGACUCUUGGGCAAACAUUAUUUCUUUGUUCAGUUAUUGGUGUAUAACAAUUUUGAAUUCUGGUUUGGAUGCAACUCUGUAAGUAUCAAUGUGUACAUACCCCCCCCCCCCCCCCCCCCCCCCCCCCCCAAAUAAAUCCCAGAAACAUACUAGAUUAGAAUUGUUAAACUUCUUGAAUAAUUUAUUUCUGCUAUCUUGUUGUUAUUUGUACCGUUUUCACUAUUGUGUCUAUUUUUUACAUAGAUAUUAGAUGUGUACUUCUUAUUUCAAGACAACUUGUAUUUUUCUCUAAAAUGUGCUGAAGCAUAUUGUUUAUCUGUUGGGCCCUACUUACUUUUCUUUUCUAUUCAGUUGACCAUUUAGGUUGAAUAGAAAUUAGACUGCUCGCUUUGUACAUUUCAGUUGUGAUGUGUUUAUUCCAUUCCUUUACUUGAUAUAUGUGGUCCCUAGUACAAAUUUUCUAUAACAGUAUUUAGUAUUUCUUAUGGCAUUAUUCACCAGAUUUUAUUUACUUGAUUUUUACAAAGCACCUUAUUUUCUGUUCUUUUCACUGAAGUAUUCAUAUUUUUAAAUUAUUUCUAAAAUUUAUUUACGUAGUUUAUGAGGCUUAAGAGUUUUAUUUCUUUUAUUUGUUUUAUCCACAUUGAAAGUUCUACACUUUUAUGAUAUGAAAUGAUUUCAUUUACUCCACUCCCACAUUGAAAGCAAUUUUGUAAGUAAGUUUGAUGUGUUUCACUUUAGUUUUUGUCAUCACUCCAGUUUUAAUGCAAUUUGAAAUUUGUCUUGUGCUUUCAGUUGGAAACUGUGAUUGUUUACUCCAGUAAAAAACUUCUCUUUUAGUUCUCCCACUACAUUACCAUAGUGAAUGAUUGUAUUAAGUGUGGUUUUGUGGAUAUAAGUGGUCCAUUAGUCAGUGACUCACUGCCAAAGAAUAUUUCCCCCCCUUUUUUAAGUGCUUGAUACGGUGUGUCAUAUUGUACCAUCUCAUGUACUUGUUUAUUUAUGUUUUCUAUUGAUUUAUUUCUAGAGCAAUGUAUGAUAUCAAUUGAUUGUUACUAGCUAGAUUACUAGUCGUCUUUGGCUGCUCCUGUAAAAUUGUCAUCUGCUAUUUCUUGCUCAUUCAUGCUAGCUUCAAAGUACUCAUCAUUUAUUAAAUAUUUUAUUGUCUUUGCAGUGAACAAUCUAGGUUUGAACUUAUGUUUUGUGAAUUAGUUCUUUCAUAAGACAAGUUGUCUCUAGGUUCUUGCAUGCAGCUCAAAGACUGGCUCAGAUUCUUAAUUUUAUGCAACUGCAGUUAGCCUGAUCUGAAGUUAGUCUUUACAUGUAUUGUGUUGUGUGCCAUUCCAUCUAAAAUUCAAAGAUUUCAAUUUAAUAUUGAAUUCUUUGGGGAGCACGUCUUAUACUUUAGGUAUUUUUGCACCAUGUCUUCCUGUCACAUUUAUUUUGUUAGCUGAACUGUAUUUGUUAUCAGGCGUCUAGCCAGAGGGCAGACCAGUCACGCAGGUCUAGACUUCCCCGAAACGUCUUGUGGGUACGCAAUUUGCUGUGCAAUUCGCCUGUAUGUAGGCAAAAAGUACAUCAUAGCAAACGUAAAUAAGGACAGCUUGUGCCUCAGACGGACCUGUGAUCCAAAAACUAUUUUCUCCUGAAAUUUGUAUUAUCUCAUUUCUAAAUGUUCCAAAAAGAUAAAGAAGUCCGAGAUCGGACCUCAAAUACUGUUGAUACAGAAAUUUACCUUACAAUUGGCAUUAGGCUCAGAGGGUACGAAAUUCCAUUGUAGCAUCAAACCUUCCAAGAACAUUCCCAGAAUGUCAUUUUUUAGGUUCCCUGAACGUUCAGCGAACAUUCCUAGAACGAUUCGUGCUACCAGGGUUGGGUGAAUUCUGUAAGGGAAAUACCUGUAUUUUCCCCAAGACAUUUUUGAAAUUUCAUCAAUUUUGACAAGUAAAUUUUUCUCAGCUAAAUGCUUUGUGGCCCUUUUUUUUUCAAUUCAAUUGAGGAACAUGUCCACCAAUUAUCAGCCCAAAAGGACAGCGUCUUAAGCACGAGCUGUCCUUACUUACAUAUGCCCUAAAUGAACUCCUGGCUACGCGCCUGCUUUGUUAUAGAAUUAUAAUCUGUGAUGUUUUUCAAUCAAAAGUUCUCAAAUUUAUCAUGGUAGCUGUAGUUUUCAUGUCUCAAAAAAUGUAGUGCAUACUCUACUUAUUACAUUGCGAAGAAAGAGGGAGACAAGUUAUUUAUUAAGAAAUUGUUAUGGAUGAUUGAAUGUUUUGCAAGAAGGGUGCUAAAGGUGCCAUAGGACUCAGUGUUUAUAAUAAAUGUGGUGUUGAGUAUCUUGCAAUUAAAUGUUUUCUUGAAAAGUAAA
This is a messenger RNA of Frankliniella occidentalis (western flower thrips), 4583 nucleotides long. RefSeq names its product ras association domain-containing protein 8 (gene RASSF8). Bases 300 to 1985 code for a protein of 561 amino acids. The transcript is spliced from 13 exons. Gene Ontology annotation, biological process: signal transduction. The record is from RefSeq and is a predicted model, not a curated record. NCBI's taxonomy places the organism in Eukaryota, Metazoa, Arthropoda, Insecta, Thysanoptera, Thripidae.